CAGCAGCAGCCCCGAGCCAAUUCCUUCAUCGUUCUCCUCGCGCCCUCCACCACCAUCGACACCAUGAAGCUUUUCGCCGCCGCCUGCUUCGUCCUCUUCCUCCUCAACAUCGCAGGCCGUGUGGCGGAGGCCCGAGCGGUGGCCGGCAACGGCGACGCGGCGACCCAGCGGCGGCAUCACCGCCACCACCGUCGCCAUCACCACCACCUCCCCCGGGCGAAGCGGGCGCACAAGCUGUUCGUGUUCGGGGACGACUUCGCCGACAACGGCAACAGCGCCUCGGAUCCGGGGCUGGGCUCGGUCUCCCGCGCGUGGCGCUACCCCUUCGGCAUGUCGGACGCCGCCCACGGCCGGAAGGCCACCGGCCGCUUCUCCGACGGCCUGGUGCAGUCCGACUUCCUGGCCAAGAUCAUGGGGCACGGCGAGUCCCCUCCGCCCUACGCGGGUGACGGCGACAACUAGGACGACGGCAUCGACGCCUCCGGCAUGAACUUCGCCGUCUCUCAAGCCGGAGCACUGGAGGCGCCGCGGGGCGUGCUCAGGCUUCGCGCGCAGGUCCGGCAGCUCAGGGACCUGGUCCGGGACGGCCUGGUCGAUGACCGGGACUUCACCAACUCGGUGGCGCUCGUUGCCUACUCCGGCAAUGACUACGAAAGUGCCAACUACUUCGUACGUGAUCGAGCCAACACCAUCAUGCGAUCUCAUCUUUUAUUUAUUAUAUAUAUAAAUAUAUUGCAUCUUAAUUAUCUAUGCAAUUAUUGCAUUUGCAUACGCAGAAUCUGAAGGAUCUGGUGGCGAAGGUGGUGGACGAGGUGGCGAUCGUGGUGUCGCAGCUGCAGGACCUGGGCGUGGCCAAGGUGAUCGUGAACAACGUGCCGCCGUUCGGGUGCUCGCCGUGGCUGGCCAGGGCCUCCAACUACAGCUCCUGCGACGACGACGGCAACGUGAGCUCCGACGAGCACAACACGGCGCUCCGGGACCGGCUGGGCGGCGAGGAGGGCGUGAUGGUGCUGGACGUGAACAGCAUCAUCACCAACCUGGUGGCGCCCAAGGAAGGCUCGGCGCUGUACGAGAGGCAGUUCGCGGAGCGCCUGCGCCCCUGCUGCGAGGCCGACGGCGGCGACGGCGGCUACUGCGGCCGCGACGGCGGCUACUCGCUCUGCAGCCGCCCGGAGGAGUACUUCUACUGGGACGUGGUGCACCCCACGCACGCCGGAUGGAGGGCCGUUAUGCAGCUGCUCCAGGGGCCAAUCAAGGCGUUCCUCGGCAUCUCGGACCUCGAGCACUUCUAUCUCGAUCGGUCGAUCAUUUCCUCCAGGGAAUAAUAAAAUGGACGGCGAAGACUAGCUUAGCUGGUUUGGAUUUGGUAGUUUGUUAGUUUGGAAUAAUUCUUCGUCGUCAACUCUUGUCGCAAUUAGUCAGUUUUAAUUUAGUUUGCUAGCUAGUGGAUAGAUCUUGUUAGUCUGGUGUUGCUGCAACCUGAAAGAUUAUUGGUUUGUUAAUCGAGCACACACAUGCAACUCUUUUAUCUAAAAAA
Messenger RNA from Panicum virgatum (switchgrass), 1537 nucleotides. RefSeq names its product GDSL esterase/lipase At5g03600-like. Gene Ontology annotation, molecular function: hydrolase activity, acting on ester bonds. The record is from RefSeq and is a predicted model, not a curated record. Bases 750 to 1325 code for a protein of 191 amino acids. The transcript is spliced from 2 exons. NCBI's taxonomy places the organism in Eukaryota, Viridiplantae, Streptophyta, Magnoliopsida, Poales, Poaceae.